GGUUUAGAACUUCGAAUUUGAUUAUGGAUGCUGUCGCUUCCCAUCAUUGUUAUAUUAGGAUGGAGGUAACAUUGGCAAAUUUACCAUUUAGGUGAUUUUGUUUCCUUUUUACUGCCCUGGAUUCCUUCCCCUCUAAACUUAGCAGCCGAAAAGGAGAAAAAAAAACAGAUGGUGAUUUGUGCAGAGGGUUCCUGUGAGGGGAAAAAACGUGAAACUGUGUGGCUGUGCAGCCAGAGCCAGAGUGGAGCAAGGUACAACUACAACUGCCAUGUUCAGGGAUCUCUUGGAGAGUAGCAAUAAAGCUUACACCUGCUAAAGAACACAAGAUGCCGAUAUGGUAAAAAGAUAGAGGAAUGCGAUGAGCAGUUUGGCUUUUGGAAUAUUUGUUUUGUAGUUGAUCUUUCUUCUGUAAGAGUUUUGGAUGAGUAGAAGGCUUGAGACAAGAAGUGGUUCAGCACCCAAAUAGGGGUUUGAGGUUGUCUUGGGUUGAGGAGGGUGGAGAAGUCCAUGAAGGCCAGCCCAUACCGAAGGUUUCAGGGGAGGACCAUGGUGGUAGGAGGAUGUGGGUUCUGCAGAAAGUUAGGGCUUUUCUUGGUUUCAAGAACCAUGGGAAGGAAAUGUCAGGCCAUGAGGAGAUUGGUUCAUCAUCAGCACCUGCACCAAUGGUCGGUGGAGGCGUAGCUGAAUCUCCACCUCCUGCUUUGCCAUUCUUCACCCAUGAAAGCCCCCACCACUCAGCAUUGGACCCUACUUUUGCGUUGCCUCACCAGGUGAACAACGCCAGUGAAAAGAGUCAGAAGAGAGGUUGUAAACUUAGUGCAAGAGUGAUAUCACUCUUUGCGUCCACAGGUGGAGUCUUUGCUCUUUCCGUCAUGGUCUUCUUUGGGUUUGUGAGAUUCAGAGGGAGGAAGAAGAAGAAACAGAGAGCAGUGAGAACCAUGCUGCUUCCUGGGUUCUGCACUGGAGGGACAGAAAAGGUAGAGGUGAGCAACCCUUCAAACUUCGUCACCAAGGUUGCUUUUGAUCAGGGACCGGAGCAUUUCUACUUGAAUACUUUGGUUCCGUCUGCAAAGACACCUUCUGAUGUCAAAAACCAGGCUGAUAACGUCAAUGCGCCUCCUAAGCCAAAGCCACAUGGUUCCCCAGGCCAAGGUCGGAUAAACAAAUCUGCUAACCGGCAUCGCCUUUCCUUUGAUCGGAAUGAGAUCCUUCGCAGAUCGAAGUCUGCAGAAGAAGAAAUGUUCCACUCCAUCUGCAGAUCUUUGUCUUCUAACAGACGGGUUUCUGAUGCCUCGGACGGUCGGCCAUCUUUGCCUUCCUCCCCUGCUUCCUUACCAAGGCAGCAUUCACCAAGAAGGCGUCCUCUGUCAUCACCGUUUAGACCAUCUACACCAAAAGACACUCUAGUUUCUCAGUGGAAGUUGGCCUCAUCUCUGUCACAUGUUAGCGCAAUACCGAGCGAACAUGCAACUUCACCUCGUCCUUGUAAUCUGCAAAAUGAGUUGCCAAGUAGGCGUUCUUCAAGGGCUGCCUCACCAGUGCGUUUCCAGAAUGCAAUGCCACCUCCUCCUCCAGCACCACCUGGUCCGCCGUUGCCACCCCGCGCUCCACCUCCACCACUAGUGCCGAAGGGAUCAGCUCCACCCCUCGUUACGCAGGCAGAGCAAUCUAAUCACGGGAAUCGCCUGCCAAAGCUGAAGCCUCUGCACUGGGACAAAGUUCGAGCGGCGUCUGAUCGAUCUAUGGUGUGGGACAAGCUCAGAGCGGGCUCAUUUGAAUUCGACGAAGAAAUGAUAGAGACUCUUUUUGGGUAUAAUCUGAAAAAUUCCGCAAGAAAUGAAGAGGCCAGAAACAGAAGCUCUCCUCCCAGCAAGCAUGUUUUGGAUCCUAAGAGGUUGCAGAACAUAACCAUACUCUCCAAAGCACUGAAUGCUUCACCAGAGCAAGUAUGUUAUGCCUUGAUGCAAGGGGAUGGUCUGACUAUAGAACAAUUAGAAGCACUGGCGAGAAUGGUGCCCACGAAAGAAGAAGAAGAAAAGCUGUUGAACUACGACGGAGAUGUUAAUGAACUCGGACUUGGGGAGAGGUUUGUCAAAGAGAUGCUGAAUCUGCCACUAGCGUUUCUAAGAAUUGAAGCAAUGCUAUACAAAGAAACCUUUGAAGAUGAAGUGCUUCAUCUCAAAAAAUCCUUUGUAACACUAGAGGAUGCCUGCAAGGAAUUGAAGUCAAGUCGGCUUUUUCUGAAGUUACUUGAAGCUGUGUUGAAAACUGGAAACCGGAUGAACGACGGAACGAGCCGAGGAGGUGCAAAAGCUUUCAAGCUUGAUGCAUUGCUUAAGCUUGCAGAUGUAAAAGGAACGGACGGAAAGACCACAUUACUGCAUUUUGUAGUUCAAGAGAUGAUCCGAUCAGAAGGUGUCAGGACAUCCGAAGCUCUAGACGAGAGUACUGAUGAUGAGUCGAGGAAUGAACUCUAUGAGGAAAGAGAGGAGCGGUAUAGAAGAACUGGCCUUGAGAUCGUUUCCCGUCUAAGCACAGAGUUAGCCAAUGUGAGGAAAACGGCUUGUAUAGAUUUGGAUGCUUUGUCCAGCUCUGUUUCCAAGCUCUUAGAAGGUAGUAUGAGGCUAAAGGAGCUCAUUGAUGAUGAGCAUCUGUUGAUACAUGGCAAAGGAGAUGAAUUCGUGAAAACAAUGAGAUUAUUUCUUUACCAUGCGGAAGAUGAGAUUGAGAAAUUACAGCAAGAUAAGGAACGAGUUUUGCAUAUGGUUAGGCGCAUCACCGAGUACUUCCAUGGGGAUAUGAGCAAGGAUGAUGGGGACCUGAUUCGGAUUUUCGUGAUAGUGAGUGAUUUCCUUGGAAUGUUAGAUCAUGUAUGUAAAGAGAUCAGAAGUAUGAAGCCAAGUAACACACUGCAAAUUCCUAGGCCGGCUAACUUUUCCGUGUCUGUGGGCUAAAACCUGGCUCCUAAGGUCAAUGUUCAUUCCAAGGUAAAACCUCUUGGUUGGAGAAUUUUGUGCUUGUCGUUAGUUGUCACAGGAAAUGUCCAUAUGUAGUAAAAGAAAAUUUGCCUUUUUUCUGUUGCCAUCUAAGGAUUUAUCUGUGCCCCUCA
Nymphaea colorata (pocket water lily) is the source of this 3109-nucleotide messenger RNA. Its product is annotated as formin-like protein 11. Gene Ontology annotation, biological process: actin nucleation; actin cytoskeleton organization. Gene Ontology annotation, molecular function: actin filament binding. The record is from RefSeq and is a predicted model, not a curated record. Lineage: Eukaryota; Viridiplantae; Streptophyta; Magnoliopsida; Nymphaeales; Nymphaeaceae. The coding region runs from base 561 to 2954 and encodes 797 amino acids. The transcript is spliced from 5 exons.